AUGGCGACAUACAUCCAGUGCUAUUUGCUAUCUUUACGACCAGCUAGACCAUUCAAAUUACCAAAAAGUUAUGCAGCCCUGAUAGCUGACUGGCCUGUGGUGGUUCUAGGCAUGUGUACUGUGUUAAUAGUGGUGUGUGCAUUGGUUGGCAUAUUAGUUCCAGAUCUUCCAGACUUCUCUGAUCCUUUGCUAUUGGACAAUCUGAAGUCUACAAUUCAACGGAAGAAGCAAAAUGGAUUUGCUCGCAGUAAAAUGAAGACGUGGAUGAAAUCCUGUGCUGAUGAGAUUGCCAUCUCCCUACAUGAGAAUGAGCCAGAGUAUGAGCUAGACGGACUCCCAGAUGUGGUGAAAAAAGACUGAAAUGAUGGAGCAAACCAUGGAAAGACUACAAAAAUGGCAAAGAGAAGUUGAAAUUAAUCGUCGCUCCUUAGAAGAG
This is a messenger RNA of Malaclemys terrapin pileata, 436 nucleotides long. Its product is annotated as protein dispatched homolog 1-like. The record is from RefSeq and is a predicted model, not a curated record. The coding region runs from base 1 to 360 and encodes 119 amino acids. Lineage: Eukaryota; Metazoa; Chordata; Testudines; Emydidae. The transcript has 6 exons.